Mangifera indica (mango) is the source of this 791-nucleotide messenger RNA. Its product is annotated as cold shock protein 2-like. NCBI's taxonomy places the organism in Eukaryota, Viridiplantae, Streptophyta, Magnoliopsida, Sapindales, Anacardiaceae. The transcript has a single exon. The record is from RefSeq and is a predicted model, not a curated record. The coding region runs from base 120 to 557 and encodes 145 amino acids.
CAACAUUCAUUGUGGCCCCUCUUAACUGUCCUCCAUCUUCAUUUGUCUCUUUAUAGACUCCAAUUCCAUCGACGAACUCAAGCUUUCUUCUUUGCCAAGUUUCAGAAUUUCAUACCACAAUGAACUCUAAAACUAGCUUUCUCUUAGCUAUUUUGCUCAUCACUUCACUUUGCAUGUCAACCCGACCCGGAUCAUCAUACCAGUUUUCAGCUCAAACUAAGCCCACCACCAGCGUGAACAACAAUAACAAUCGAGGUGGUGGGCUAGGUGGGAUACUGGGGCCCGGAUCCGGGUUUAGGAUACCUGGUUUUAGACCUGGGAUAAUAGGUGGCGGUUAUGGCGGUGGGUAUGGAGGUCCGAAUGGAGGUCACUCAAAGAAUGGUGUUAUUAGGCCAAGUAUGGUGUGUAAAGAGAAGGGUCCAUGUUACAUGAAGAAGCUGACGUGUCCAUCAAAGUGUUUUACAUCGUAUAGCAGGUCAGGGAAGGGGUACGGCGGCGGAGGAGGCGGUGGUGGAUGCACCAUGGAUUGUAAGAAGAAAUGUAUUGCUUAUUGCUAAGCAAAGAGAGGUGGUAUUGUCUAGUCUUCUAGUAAUACUACUACUAGCUUUAUUGAUGCAUAUUAUGCACCAUUUUUAUUAUAUAAUCUUAUAUUAUGCGGAUGGGUUGUCUUGUAACCUAAGUUUUCUUUUUUUGGGUUCUCGGUUGAGGACCUAUUGUUGGAGCUACGUAUUAGCUUUAUAAUAUAAUAUAUGUGCAGAGAUGAAUAAAAAAGAGACAGCAUGUUUGAUGAA